Molecule: messenger RNA, 2074 nt
Organism: Oncorhynchus gorbuscha (pink salmon)
Lineage: Eukaryota; Metazoa; Chordata; Actinopteri; Salmoniformes; Salmonidae
Product: membrane-associated progesterone receptor component 1-like
Exons: 3
Coding region: 78-623 (181 amino acids)
Cellular component (GO): membrane; endomembrane system
Source: RefSeq, a predicted model, not a curated record
CACCAGUCAACCACAGAUGGAAGAGGGAACCUUAUAAUAAGUAAUCUUUGGUACGUAGCCUACAGUCCCACCCAAACAUGGCUGAUACAGAGACAGCCGAGGAAUCUUCUUCAGGAAUUUUGCAAGAAAUGUUCACGUCCCCGUUGAAUUUGAGUCUGCUUGGCCUCUGCAUAUUUAUUUUACUCAGAAUCUUCUGCGGAGACAAGCCUGCAGAUAUGGGCGAGGUUGAGGAACCUCUGCCUAAACUCAAGAACAGAGAUUUCACUUUAGCGGAGCUGCAACCGUACGAUGGGCUUCAAAAUCGAAGAAUUCUCAUGGCUGUCAAUUCAAAGGUGUUUGAUGUAACCACAGGAAAGAAAUUAUACGGGCCAGUGGGUCCAUAUGGAUUGUUGGCUGGUAAAGAUGCCUCCAGGGGCCUGGCCACUUUCUGUCUGGAGAAGGAGGCCCUGAAAGACACCCACGAUGACCUCUCGGACCUCAAUGCCAUGCAACAGGAGAGCCUCAACGAAUGGGAGACCCAGUUCACCCAAAAGUAUGACUAUGUUGGCAAACUUCUGAAACCUGGAGAGGAACCCUCUGAGUACACUGAUGACGAGGAGGUCAAGGACAAAAAUAAGGACUAGAACUCACAAGUGCACACAGGAAAUUCAGAUGCUUUAAUUAUUUUGGAUAAUGUGAUGCAUAUUGGCUUGUGCUGCGGCCAUUGAGCGAAAUGCUUUCUCCUGGAUGGCUUUUGCAUUAUAUCAAUGUCAUGGACCAUCACCUCUUAUGCUAUGUUCAUAUGCCACAGACCUUAAAGCCGCAAUCAGCAGUUGAAACAAUAACAAAGCAUUAUCAAGCCCCUGUUUAGGUUAAAAAAAAAACUAAAAAAACUGGAUGCAGCGACUGACCAUCCAUGAUAUAAAUGUAUAGUUUUAACUAUGUUUUUAGGCUAAAAGGGGUUUGUUUACAUUGACUUUGUUUACACACAUUGGAGUAAAAGAACUUUAUAUGUUGGGUUCUAAUGGGGUACGACAUUUUAACUAUUGAACUAAACUCGUGAGGCAUUUAUGUUAUAUUUGUCAAAAAAUAAGGGGUUAAUAUCAUUCAAUUAUAAGUCCAAAAGUGGAUGUUGCAACUGCAGAUUGCCCCUUUAACUUACCAAAAUGCACCAGAUUUUUAUGUUCAGGUUACAAUAACUUUUGAAUACCGUAGUGUUUUUGUAAAAGCAGUAUACAGGUAGUAUACACCUUUCUUGUAUUUCUCUACAUGUUUAUUUUUUGUAUAUGGUGAUGUUUUGUAUGUGAUCUUGCCAGAUUGUUUCUAUAUUUUAUUGUUCAUUUAAAAAACAAACAUCUUGGGAUACCUAUCAAACAAUCUUUUGUGUAUAAAACCAGUAGAUGAUGGUAAUACCACGGAGGGGAACCACCAGGCCACCUAAUGAUGGCUGCCGGUGUGGCCAUGAGGUGGGGGUAAGAUGGUGGACUGGAAAAAAAGGAGAAAAUUGGAACAUGUUUUGAGUGAAUAUGGAUUGGUGGAUCACACAGAACAUUUGGAAGAGCUACAGAAGCAAAUUGAACGUGACCAGAGUUGGGAUGAAUUAACUGUGGUGGCAGGUGCGGUGAAGACCGCAGAGUUUGAGCCUCAUCAUGAUGAUAAAGAUGAUUCUAGCCCAGUGGGGCUGAGAUUUUUGGAGAGAAUGGAUCCUUGCCUUCUGGCAGAUCAAUAUGUGAUGUCAGGUUGGGUGGAGAAGAGGUUUGGGAAUGUUAGGUCGGUGAAAGUGACUUGAAGUGGAAUCAUUUCAAUUUUUUGCAUUUCUGUCAUCCAGAGGGAAUAUGCACUCUGCAUCACACGACUGAGGACAAGAACUGUGACUUGCUUUCCUCUCUGGAGCAGGGCGCCGCUGAAAGGAGUGAUAACUGGAGUGCCGUUAAGUGUUGAGGUGGAUCAAAUGAAGUUAAAGAUUCUCAGUGUCUGUGACGCCCGCCGUUUGGUGUGACGCAGACCCGGUGGAGAGUGGUGAAACUGAGAAGACACUGUCUGCACUACUGAGUUGUUAUGCAGAGUUUUUACCAAAUAAAGUCAAGUAAUGAUG